Molecule: messenger RNA, 1894 nt
Organism: Dendroctonus ponderosae (mountain pine beetle)
Lineage: Eukaryota; Metazoa; Arthropoda; Insecta; Coleoptera; Curculionidae
Exons: 9
Coding region: 166-1866 (566 amino acids)
Source: RefSeq, a predicted model, not a curated record
AAAUAGCUAAGAAACGAGUAAAGUUAACCAUAACUCUGAGUGUUAAUAUUUCUCUUGUAAACGAAAACACAUUUAUCAGGUUCCGCCAGAGGUCAAAUCGCUACCGUGCAUCGCAGUUAGUUGAAUCAAUCUAUAAUUCAGUUGUAAUUCCUCUUGGUCAAAGAAAUGUGCUUAAUGAUAGUUAUUUACUUGCUUGUAUUUAUUAACUUUCGCGUGUUGUGCUGCCCAAACUCGGCCGAAAUUGAGCACCUGAAAUGGGAGUUUCAGAAACUCGAUAAAGCAUGGGUCGAACAGCUCACGGAUGACCGUAAUAAUAUUUCACUCAAUGGGCUCAUUAAAUUUAAUCAUCAGGAAUUGCAACCGAUAACUGCGGAUAUUCUAACGCGCUUAAAUCAAUCAAAGUUGAGAGAUCAAUACUUGGCCAACAUUGACCAUCAGCUGAUUUGGGGAGGAUUUGCCAGUUUUAUACGAUGCAUCAGCGCAUUAUCCGGUAAAGACCCCAUACUAGAAAAGCUCUACUUAGCCCAACAAGCGCUUCAAAGGAGCGUCGCAAUGAAACGCUCAAUGGAAACUAUUUAUCGCCAGCUUCAGUUGAAUUUACUUCGAAUCAUCCACAAAGAUCUCAACAGCAGGCAGUGGUGCAUCUCAGAAACAACGCAGCUGGACUAUGGCUGUAAGAAUGAGAACAUCGUUGUGAUUUAUGAAUUUGUGGCAGUAACGGAACUAAGGAACGAAAUCAUUGAACGAAUCAGAACACUGCUGGAAUGGUCACCUUUAGGUGGUUAUCAAAACAUGCGACUUCCGUAUAAAACCAGAGCAUUAUUCGACAAAUAUUCAUCCUUCAGAGUACACAAAGACAUACGCAUAUGCGACCCGAAUAAAUUUAUCCUAGGAAAAAACUAUCUUCGAUUCACUAAACUGCUACAGGGAUUCAUUCGCUCAUUUGACGUGCAAAAAGCCCAUGAGUACAUUAACCGGUGCUCUGCUCGAAUAUUCAACUGUAUACCAACCACAUCGACACUGAAAGCCUGCCAAUCACCAUUCAAGCACAAGAGAUUUGAUUUUAUUCAACAGAGCAAUGGGACUUUCCUAGGACGACGCCAAUAUUGCUCAACAAUUCAACAUUGGGACGCCAGUUCGUCAAUAUGUCUAUGUGAUCAAACUGGAGCGGACUCUGAUAGAUUCAUUAGUCUUAUCCCGGUUACAUCGAAUAUAUUGCAAAACAAGGUGAUAACUGGGGUCAAAUUUAUCAAACCCUAUCAAAUACUGCAACUCCAAAUUCAACAAGGGCAACUUCUACCAAAUGGCAAUAUUAACCAAUCGACUGUUGAAUGGAUUCCUUCCGAAACAUUCAAUGUAACAGAUGCGGGUGUUUUGAAUAACAAAGAUUAUUUUCUACUCACAAAUUUGAGCAGAACAAUUGCCAUUGACGAGCUUGAGACGAAAAAGAGCAACCAUGCAAUGACUGGCAUAGGUUUUACAGUGUUUAAAGAUGUGAUCCAUCUGAAAAUUGGCCUGCAUAGUUUCAACGCAGACAAUGGCCUUUUGAAUUCCGAUCAAGAAGUGCUAAUGAACGAGCAGCAGAACAGGCCUUUUGUACCUUUGUCUGAUAUGGACGUUCCAAGCUAUACCGACAGACCGUCUGAACUGAUGUCUUUUACACCGAUGUUUUUAAAUUUUACACACACUGGUUUCACACAGGAUAUGGCCCAAACCACUGUUCCAUUUCUGGAUUCACAGGAAGUUACCAGCAACCCGGCAGUGCCCUUAACGGGAGCAGGACUUUACUAUAAGGCCCGUAGCGGGUAUGGGGGAUUUUUGGCCCCCGUCAUCAAAACAAUGAGAAAAUUCAUGUAUGUAAACUGAAAUAAAAUGUAUUUUUUACAGAAACCAA